This is a messenger RNA of Alternaria ventricosa, 1295 nucleotides long. RefSeq lists its product as uncharacterized. The transcript has 2 exons. The annotation marks the transcript as partial. The record is from RefSeq and is a predicted model, not a curated record. NCBI's taxonomy places the organism in Eukaryota, Fungi, Ascomycota, Dothideomycetes, Pleosporales, Pleosporaceae.
GAUUUGACGAAUGGCAUGUCUGCCAAACGGGCUCUGACAAAGAUCUCUUCACGGACGGCGACGCUAUCCUAUCGCGUACUUACGACGGCCAGAAAAACGUCUUGUCCCUGGUUCUCUCGCGCAGAGUGUUCGAAGCCAUGCGUAAUUCUGUGAUUGAGGGCCGCCGGUACCGAAAGACGAAGAGAGAAAUCGACGCAGACCUGGAGAAGAUCAAUGAUGACGCACAGCCAGCUUGGAACGAGUAUACCGCUGCCAUUAACGACCUCAAGGCAGCGAAAUGGAACUCGCGUUUCAGGACGCGUGAACUACAGCUGAAGGGCAAGCUGCAGGAUGCGGAGCGGAGAUGGUUCGCUAUCCUGAAAGAUAUGGACUAUUACCAAGCCAUGUUCCUGGAGCAUGCUGGGUCGUUACCGCGGGAUAAGGACAAAGGCUGGCCGUUGAAAGCCUACGAUUACCAUCACAGGAUUCGGUCUCGACACUAUGGGGACGGUGAUGUCUAUGACGGCGAGGAUACCGACACUGAUAGCUCUAUCCAGUCUAUCCAGGAAGCCACGACGCGCACGGGCGAAAAGGAAACUCCAGAGCAGGCUCAACGAGCGUACAACAAAGAACUCAUUGAUAUCAAAGAAGAAUGGGUGCAGCACCUUGCAGGUCUAGAGGCGAAACUCCAGUCUGCGAGGCAGCAGCAUGACUAUGCCCGAGGCACCCACGGACCCUUGUUGGAUUUCUACUGCCAAGAUAAUCCCGAUCGCGAUCCAGAGGAACUGAAGGAUGAAUAUGGCCCGCAAUUUGUGCAGCUUACGCGUAAAUAUGUAACGAUGAUACAAGAUGCAGAGGACGCAUUAAAGAACGGAAUAGCGGCGGCGAGAGCAGCUGGAAUCGAUCCAUAUGCGGAAAAUGCGUACGACUUGCGUGGUGAUGAGAAGUUCCAGGAGAGAUUGGUCGCGGAAGACGCCGAAAAAUGUAUAGCAAAUGUCGACCGCAGAAAGAUCUCUCGAUGGCUAGAUAGCUUCCGAAGAUACCAGCCAUGGCCAGUAUUGAAGCUGGACUCCGACGGUGGGUUCGGAUCAGAGACUAGUUCCAUAGCAUCUGCAUCGUCGACUGGAAGCUCAGACUCAGUAGGAAGUCAUUUAGGUGAUAGGGUAGGCUCGAGACCACCUCAACGCAGCCGCAAGAGGAACAAUUUCAUGGUAGGCGACGUAAAUCUGGAUAGCAUCAGCGUGUUCAACGAUGAUGACUACAUACGGCGACACAUUGAUAGUUGGGCGACCGAGAAGCGGGGUGGGUAUCUGUGA